AUGCCAUUCAGGGUUGCCAUCCCAUCUCCAGGAUCUGUUGAUCGAGUUCAACCUUCAAUAUCGCCCGAGAUUCCUCCUAUUGCGUCAACUACCGGUCCUGCGCGCAUUCCAACGACGCCACUUGCUAUGACCCGUUGUGCCACUAAGGUUAUGGGCUGCGUUGAUGCUAAGCUGAGUAUUCUAUUAUCAACAAUUCUGACACUUUACAAUGGCCCGGAUGUCAUAACGCCGUUCUUUUGCAGUGAUUUCAGCUCGAAAAGUUAA
Botrytis porri is the source of this 264-nucleotide messenger RNA. RefSeq lists its product as uncharacterized. The coding region runs from base 1 to 264 and encodes 87 amino acids. NCBI's taxonomy places the organism in Eukaryota, Fungi, Ascomycota, Leotiomycetes, Helotiales, Sclerotiniaceae. The transcript is spliced from 2 exons. The record is from RefSeq and is a predicted model, not a curated record.